GAUAUAAAUUUUAGUUAUAUAUUUCCCGAGUAGGUGCAAUUCCACAAAAAGACUCAAAUUAAUGGCCAUGAGCUCCUAUUUGAUCAACUCCAACUAUGUGGACCCGAAGUUCCCCCCGUGCGAGGAGUACUCACAGAGCGACUAUCUGCCCAACCACUCUCCGGACUACUACAGCUCCCAGAGGCAGGAGCCGGCCGCUUUCCAGGCGGACUCCGUCUACCACCACCACCAGCUCCCCCCAGCACACCCCCAGAACCCCCACCCGCACCGAGGCGAGCCGCCCUACACGCCGUGCCAGCGCGCCGGGCAGCCCGCCUCGGUGCUGAUGUCCCCCCGGGGUCACGUCCUCCCCCCGGCCGGGCUGCGGACCAGUCCCGUCCCGGAGCAGAGUCUCCGCUGCGACUCGGUGACACCCAGCCCGCCUCCGUCGUGCGGCCAGACGCCCCACAGCCAGGGCGCCUCGUCCCCGGCGAGCAACCGCAAGGACCCCGUCGUCUACCCAUGGAUGAAGAAAGUCCAUGUAAACAUCCUGAAUCCAAACUACACAGGGGCUGACGCGAAGCGGUCCCGGACGGCCUACACCCGCCAGCAGGUCCUGGAGCUCGAGAAGGAGUUCCACUACAACCGGUACCUGACGCGCAGGCGCAGGGUGGAGAUCGCGCACACGCUUUGCCUGUCAGAGCGGCAGAUCAAGAUCUGGUUCCAGAACCGGAGGAUGAAAUGGAAGAAGGACCACAAGCUGCCCAACACUAAGGUCCGCUCCGGGACAACCGGCAGCAGCAACACAAACUCCCAGGCCCUCACCGGCUCCCAGAACCGCUCCGCCGGACCUCUAUAGCCCGGCGGCUCGGCUCUUUGUCUCACGCGUCCUGUUUCCUAAACCCGAUUCCCAAACUGAA
Molecule: messenger RNA, 899 nt
Organism: Limanda limanda (common dab)
Lineage: Eukaryota; Metazoa; Chordata; Actinopteri; Pleuronectiformes; Pleuronectidae
Gene: hoxb4a
Product: homeobox B4a
Exons: 2
Coding region: 62-838 (258 amino acids)
Biological process (GO): anterior/posterior pattern specification; embryonic skeletal system morphogenesis; regulation of transcription by RNA polymerase II
Cellular component (GO): nucleus
Molecular function (GO): RNA polymerase II cis-regulatory region sequence-specific DNA binding; DNA-binding transcription factor activity, RNA polymerase II-specific
Source: RefSeq, a predicted model, not a curated record